This is a messenger RNA of Triplophysa rosa, 2331 nucleotides long. Its product is annotated as urea transporter 1. Bases 28 to 942 code for a protein of 304 amino acids. Gene Ontology annotation, cellular component: membrane. The transcript has 6 exons. Lineage: Eukaryota; Metazoa; Chordata; Actinopteri; Cypriniformes; Nemacheilidae. Gene Ontology annotation, molecular function: urea transmembrane transporter activity. The record is from RefSeq and is a predicted model, not a curated record. Gene Ontology annotation, biological process: urea transmembrane transport.
CAUACGGGUUGGUUGUGAAAAAACAAUAUGUGGAUUUCGGACAAAACAUCCCCACAGCAGCCCGAAGGCCUCAAACAGCGUGUCAUUAAAACACUGCUGUACUGCACCGGAGAAAUGCAACAAUUUCACAUUCAAAUGCAGGAUAAAUUCUUCCCGUUGCAGUUGGCUGAAUGGUGUUUGCGUGGGAUUUCGCAAGUGAUUCUGGUAAAUAACCCCUUGAGUGGAGCUCUGAUUCUGGCAGCGUUACUGCUGGAGAGCCCCUGGCAGGCUCUGCUGGGGAUGCUCGGCCUCUUGACCUCCACCUUCACAGCUGUAAUGCUGGGACAGGACUGCGAGGAGGUAUCAAGUGGCCUUUAUGGUUUUAAUGGAAUGCUGGUAGCUUUGCUGAUGGGUGUGUUCAGCUCUGCUGGUGAAUGGUAUUGGUGGCUACUGCUGCCUGUGUGUCUUGGUGGAGCUACAACGACAUUCCUGUGGAGUGGUUUGGCUCCAAUUCUGGACCGGUGGGACUUACCAGUCAGUGUCUUUCCUUUUAACACGGUCAUCCUCCUCUAUCUGGCCUGUACUGGCACCUCUAACCCAUAUUUUCCAAACUAUCCAGCCCUGCCACCAGGAGCGCCAGAGAGCACCAACCACACCCAACUGCAUGUGUCACAGCUCCUGCAGGGGGCGGUGCUGGGCAUGGGGCAGAUCUUUGCGUGUCAGGCUAUAGGGCCAUCAUUGCUCAUCCUGGUCGCUGUUCUACUUUUCUCGCCCAUUUUGGCUGUCCACUCCCUCCUCGGGUCUGUCAUUGGCACUGUGGCAGGUCUGUCUGUGUCAGUGCAGCGGGCCUUUUUGUACUCAGGCCUUGCGGGGUUUAAUGGUGCUCUGGGUUCUAUGACCGUGGUGACUUAUUUCAUCUUAAAUUGGAGAACACACCUCUUAUCUACAGCAAGUGGUGAGUAAAGCACAAACAAAACAUUAGUUGCGUUCUUUCAGUUAUUAAUUGUUCUUCCCUGUGCAGCCUUUCUUUCAUCUUACUUAGACUUUGCUUUGGGCAACCUGCUAGCAUUUGUAAGUACACAACACAUCGUAUUAUUAUCACUGUACUGUGUGGUCAGUGUUUAUGUAUUUGCCUCUUACCUGUGCAGGUGGGUCUCCCAGCCUCCAGUUGGGCUGCUACUCUCACAGGCACUUUGAUGAUGCUGCUGACAGGGAAAAACCUCAGAGAAUACAGAAUCCCAAGGGGACAAGUAACCUCCCCAGAAAUAAACUUUCAGUCCGGCAUCCAAUGGGCUGAGGCCAAUACGAAUGUCGAUGAUGUAUGAGACAGCUAUAAUUAAGAAUGCAUAGAUGCAUAGGGUAAUGUCGAAAAAGUACCACUGUGAAACUUGUUUUUACAUGAUACACUUAAAAAAGAAAAUUGGAUGCUACACAAAGUGAGUUUAAUAUUUUAUAAAUGUUAUAUAGCGCUGUGCACAUCCAUACACACGCACAAAGUGUUUGCGAGAAAGAAAAUAUCUGAAUGCUGUAAACAUGUUCCAUUAUACAAUAAUGAAAGUCUUAAAAAAAAGUUGAAAUAAGUUAACAUGCAAAAUCAAAAGUUCAUUUACCAUGAGUGUACAAAAAAACGUCAUUAAACAAUAUCUAACAUCGCCAAAAUUGAUUGUGGUUUUUUUUUGUUGAUUGCCAUGGCGAUUGAAGAAGGCUGUUGGUAAAAGUUUGAAAGGCAUAUAAGUGUACAGACGUGCAUACAAUUAGUGCAUGUGUGUAUUAAAGAAUGAUGAGUUGUGUAUUAUCAAAACCCUUCAAGAUGCACCGUGGCUCAUUAUUCUUGUAGGAGUGAUUAAGGUCAAGGGCCUUUCGAUGCACUGGAGGAGCAUUUUUAUGUGUCUGCAAAGUCUCCAUCUGCUUUAUAAAUGUCCUGAGCCUGUCCAUGACUGGCUGGAGGAAUGAUUGUGUGCAUGCUGAAUACAAAAGAGAAACAUUGUGCUUUUUGCCCCUACAUCCACACAGCAAUACAGACACUAUAGAUAAAAACAUCAUUCUUCCCAAAGAGCCAAAGACUUAUGUAAACCAACAGGAGCUCCACAUGCGCAGAGAAAGCAACAGAUGGAGUUCCCUUUCAGUUUUGAUUAGUGAAGAAAAGCUGUAAACAAGUGAUGACUGUUUAGCUCUAAUUUUUUUCUAUUGUUUCAUCAUAAUCAGAACUAUAACCAUGAAGCCCAAAGCCCUGUAAGUCUACGCAACACAAAAGUAUAAAAGAUAAAUUCACACUCAAUGCCUGUUUUUUGUUUUUUUUCUCUAAACAUUUUUUACAUCCUUAAAAAUAAAAAUGAACCCCCAAAAAAGACA